Messenger RNA from Plenodomus lingam JN3, 1725 nucleotides. RefSeq lists its product as uncharacterized. The record is from RefSeq and is a predicted model, not a curated record. Gene Ontology annotation, cellular component: membrane; endoplasmic reticulum. NCBI's taxonomy places the organism in Eukaryota, Fungi, Ascomycota, Dothideomycetes, Pleosporales, Leptosphaeriaceae. Gene Ontology annotation, biological process: transmembrane transport.
AUGCCCUUCUUCACCGCGCCGCAGGCUCUGCGCCUGCGCAACCUCCAGCCCACUGCCUCCGAUUUUGUCACCAUGGCAUCGCGAUCCUACAACCACGCUGACAAUGGAGGCUUUGUGCACGUCUUCAAAAACAAGCACACCUCGCAUCCUGACUUUGCCAAUCUUACCCUGCUGGUAUUCGAGGCUGUCAUGGAAGUCGUCUGCGUCAGUCUGCCUGGCUACGUGGUGGCAAGAAUGGGCCAGUUCGAUGCAGAGAACCAAAAGUUUCUGGCCAAUUUGAACACACAGCUCUUUACCCCAUGUCUUAUCUUCACAAAGCUGGCCUCGCAAUUGACGGCAGAAAAGCUGGCUGACCUAGCUGUCAUUCCCGUCAUCUUCAUCGUGCAGACGCUCAUCUCCUACUGCGCAGCGCUGAUUGUAUCCCGUCUUUUUGGCUUCAAGAAGCGCGCAUCCAACUUCGUGGUCGCCAUGGCGGUAUUCGGAAACUCAAAUUCACUUCCCAUCUCUCUCGUCAUCUCGCUCUCAAAAACACUCUCCGGUCUGCACUGGGAUAAAGUCCCCGGUGACAAUGACAGCGAAGUCGGCGCACGCGGUAUUCUCUACCUCUUGAUCUUCCAACAACUCGGCCAGUUGGUCAGGUGGACCUGGGGCUUCAAUGUGCUUUUGGCGCCUGCAGACACGUAUAGGGAAGAGGAUGGCGGCAAGAACAGGGCACUGGAGAGCGGCGAAUACAACGAGGAAGAGGUCCAGCACCUGCUACUGGAUGAUUCACAUUCCGACUACGAAUCAGGCAAUGUCACAAGCUACGCUACCUCUGCAGACUCGAGUGAAUCUAGUUCGCUUUUUGAUCGCGAGGACGCUCAGGCCACGACCGAUUUUAUUACACCAACCAAUGGCAAUGCUCUCAUACGAAGAACAGGCGACAUGAACCCAGAGACCAAUGGCAGCCUUGCGAAUGGAGCUCUGAAGGGUGCCCUGGAAGCACACCAGAAUAAACAGAUACCCAAGGGUAUCAAAGGAUGGCCAGUACGAACCAAGCUGGCGCUCGGAAAUGCCACCAAGACCGUCUCGCGUAGCUGUUCUCGUGCUGGUAAUCGCGUUUUCCAGGCAUUACCUACGUGGAUGCAAAAGGUCCUGGCUCGGAUCGGUGCAGCCAUGUUCCGAUUCUUCAAAGGCGUCUGGGCCUUUAUGAACCCCCCGCUAUGGGCCAUGCUGAUGGCUAUCAUUGUGGCGUCGGUUCCUGCGCUGCAACAUUUGUUCUUCGAUCCAGGCACUUUUGUGAGUAACUCGGUCACCCGUGCUGUGGCGCAAAGCGGGCAGGUCGCCGUCCCGCUCAUUUUGGUAGUCCUGGGAGCCAAUCUUGCCCGCAAUACUCUGCCAAAGGAAGAUCAGCAUUCCAUGGAGGAUCCCAAAGUGGAGAAGAAGCUUGUCAUUGCUUCGCUCAUCAGCCGCAUGCUUAUCCCCACCCUUCUGAUGGCCCCUUUGCUGGCCUUGACUGCCAAGUAUGUUCCAGUCAGUAUUCUGGACGAUCCCAUCUUCAUCAUCGUUUGCUUCCUCCUCAGUGGCGCUCCAACGGCGCUCCAGCUGGCUCAGAUUUGCCAGAUCAACAAUGUGUACAUGGGUGCCAUGUCCAAGAUCUUGUUCCAGAGUUACGUUGUAUGGAUCCUGCCGUCAACAUUGCUGUUGGUCAUGCUUGCAUUGGAGACUGUGGAAUGGGCACAAUGA